AUGGGUUUUGGAAGCAAACAUGAUUCAGACGGCGAAUCUACGGAUGUACGAGAGUAUACCUCGCCUGUCUCCCGUAACGAUGUACUGAUAUGCGCAACACACGGCAAGAUUUAUGCAGUACACAAACACUCGGGCGCCCGUAUCUGGCGAGCAGAUUUUCCAAAGGGAUCAUCGUCCAUAUUUUCUGUCGGAUCGAUGGGUAGCGUUGUGUCUAUUUUUAUCACGGAUCAGGACGAUCUUAUUAUUUGCUCGAGCGGAAAAACAGCAUCCUUGAACCUUUACACAGGCGCUGUAAACUGGGUCAAUAAGAUGAAGGGAUUUGGUCAUGAAGAGGUGUCCAUCGUCUGUACGCCAGGUCAAGCUUUUAACUCCCAGCAUUCAAACUAUAAUAAUCCAAGAUACAGUGCACCAGAAUAUAAUGCCCCAGAAGCGUACAACAAUCCAGGAUUCAUUAACCCCGAAUACAACAACAACUACCCAGGAUACAAUAACCAAGGACAUUGUGAUCCAGGAUAUAACAAUGGAGGUUACCGUCCGCCGCCAGGCUAUCCACAAAGGUCAGUUGCAGUUGUGGGCUCUGGCGGCAAUAUCAUGGGGAUCGAUGUUCGCAGCGGCGAAGAACUUUGGAGAUUCGAUUGUCCCAAAGGUGGUUACAAGAUACCUUCGAUUCUGGUGGAUCCGCAAGGCACAAUUGUUUAUGUUGGCUGUGGUACUCGUUUAUAUUGUUUGGAAGCAAUGACAGGUCAACUCCAAUGGCAAGUUCGAGUAUCCAAAAGCCAUUCGGGGCUCGAUUAUAUGACCAUGGCAACGCCCUGGAGCUCGCGCCUUACUGCUGAAGUACACACAUCGUUUAACACAUCCCCUAGCGCUCAGAUCAUGUCUACGGAACGCACUGCUGCCUAUGCUGAUGCUGGUGCUAGCGUUGCUGGUGCUGGUGCCUAA
Zychaea mexicana is the source of this 942-nucleotide messenger RNA. Its product is annotated as quinon protein alcohol dehydrogenase-like superfamily. Bases 1 to 942 code for a protein of 313 amino acids. NCBI's taxonomy places the organism in Eukaryota, Fungi, Mucoromycota, Mucoromycetes, Mucorales, Lichtheimiaceae. The transcript is spliced from 3 exons. The record is from RefSeq and is a predicted model, not a curated record. Gene Ontology annotation, molecular function: protein binding.